GUGAAGCAGAUGUCAUGUUCGACGGCAUGGUUUGGUUCGGCUGGGCAGGAAAAUUUCGUGAGGCACAAAGACAAUGACCGGGAGCAAAGUCACACUCUUCGCCACGCAGUUCACAGUAUCAAAAAAUAUGGCGUGGUCGAGGAGAACCGCGGGUCUGCUUUCUCUCAAUUAUCCCACGGUGACACGUUGCCCCACAACAUGAUAACAUUUGCGCACUACGCCAAGGGUUUCUACAUAGCUAAGCAGCAGUUCCCUGACAAUCCAAACGUCAAGUGCACGGAAAGAAAUGGAUUGCACGUCAUUGCUUUCAGUUCCAGGAUGCCCAAGGAGUGCGUUGCAUGGAUUCGGGAUUUCUCCAACCAAUUCGUCACUGGAGGUGUGAGUUUCGUUGAGACUAUCGAUUGGGUUCGAAUCGUUGAUGCGCAGUGGCUCGCCCAUGCAGAUGCAAACAAAAUCCAUAAAGUCGUUGGCGCCAAAGGCAAAGACUCACUCCGGUCCAAGACGUGGGAGUGGAUCAAUUCGAACCAUAAAGAUUUGGCCCCCCCCAAAGGGGAAAUCAUACCGACCAUGGGUGUCUUCGAGAAUGCGAAAGCACUCAUUUCUAAACUUGACGAGCUUGGAUGGGAACAAAAAUGGAGAGCGCACAUGUUCGCGAUCACUUGCUUCAAUGACGGUCGCGUCAAAACAUCUUCGGUCAUAAGUACACUGAAUAAUUGGUUGUUGUUCAUAUCCAAAAAGCAAGUGAAAGACGUGCUGUCAGAGGAGAACCUCGAGAUUUUUGCUUUCCAAGCUUUUGCCUUCAUGGUCCCAACGACUUCUCAGAAGGAGGAGGAGGAUAUCUCAGCAGGCAUGGGCGAUGAUGCCCCUGAUCCCAUCAGAGAGAGAUCUGGAGUGCUCGACGAGAUGGGCAUUGUUGACGUAGCCCUGCGUUCGGAUGGCACCCGCCCCCCGUGGAUCUUCUUUACGCAAGGCCGGGCCGACCAACCUGCCAUGUUCAAUUUGGCGCUCACAGAUAUAUCCCAAUCCAAAGUCUACGUGGCGGCCAUCGCAGACUUGAAAAAGUGCAGGGAGCUGGGCAUAUCUCUAGCGCAAGCGCCAGACGUGAGCAAACAGAAAAAGCGAGGCACUGGAGGCAAGGCGAAGCCCAACGCCAAACGCAGGAAACAGGCAGAGGUCCCUGGUGAAGGCGAUGCAGCUUCGCCUCCAGUUGCCCCCCCUGCGACAGACGGCGACGCUCAACCCGCAACGGGUGCGGGGGAAUCCCCGACGCCUGCCAGCAGCGAGUUGCCCCGCUUGCAGCAUAUGAAGCCCAUCCAGUUCGUUGAUGCAGUCAGCCUCGUCGACAGCUUGGUCUCCUCAGAUUUUGCGCUGAGCCGGCCCAUCACCUGGCUCGAGGACCUGCAGCUCGUGGUUGACUCGUCGAUCGAAGCCGCCACGGUUGGUUGGCCCACGGAGGACAGAUCUUCGACGUGCCGUCCCUUGAAAGAGUACGCUUUCUCCAUCGCCCUCGAAUUUCUAUUCAAAGAGCAGGUCACUAUGGGUAGGAAGUUAAUCAAAGGCUGGUCCUCCCUACGCGUAGAACUGAAGAGGGUGAUCGUGGAGGCUGCCCGGAAAUGUGCUGAAAAAUCCAUCAGGAGCCGCCCAGGCAUUACAAAGGACAGCAUCGCUGCAGCCCUCAAGACGCGUGAGUCAGCGCGCCGGGAGGCCGAAUCGGAUCUCUCAGAGAACGCGAAGAUGGUUGUCACCAUGGCCGACGACGAGGACGAGCGCUUCAGCAACUUCAAGAAGUUCUGCGCAGCCAACAACAGCAGGGUGCCCGUAGCGUACCAGCCAGCAGUUCAAUCCCUCGGACAGAACUUCAUUAACCAGCUCAUGUCUACCACGGGAGCCGAUUCAUUUCAGCCAACGGCCUCUUUGAAAGACGUGUUUACGGUGUUGUGGCCGCUCAUGCAGGAGUGCAUCAGCGAGCAUUGGCUCAGUAUGUGCAAGACCAUCGGCCAGGAGAUGGCACAUGUCGGCCGAGAUAUCCCGUCGAACGUGCUUGAGGUUUUCCCUGAUGUCGAUGUCACGAACGAGUUGUUGUCCAGGCGGAGCGCGUAUACUUUGCACAGCCUCACGGGAUUGUUUCUUCGAGCAGGAGCGACAAAAGAACUUAUCAUCACGCUCACAGACGAGAGAAAGGACCCGUUGGAUACACGUGCGUUGCAACUCUUGUCAGGGAAGCUCCAGGAGCUCAUGGUGAGCGGGGUUCUAGGUGGCAAACCUGCUGUUGCUCGGGAGAUUGCGAUCAUGGAUGGUCGCUUGAUCGGCGUGGCUCCCGGGGUGUGGGUCGCCGCCUGGUCGACGCUCAUCCAAAAAAUCUCUCGGCAGCUAACUGCUGGGACGAAACACCUUCUGGAAGAUACCACGAGGGUUGCGUUGACGCUGAACGGGGUGGGUGCGUCGGAGGAUCCAGCUGGGGCACAACGAGAGUUAGAUGCGGAUGAUGAUGGCGAGACCGAGCUUGGCGGCUUUGCAGAGGACAGCAGCGCCGCGAAGGAGGGCGAGAAGGACAUCUCUGUAAAGAAGGAGCCCGUGUCGGCUGACCAUCCCGCGCCGGGGGGCCCUCCUGGGGCGGCAGCCGGCAGCGAGCAGCAGCAAGAGGCGCCUCAGACAGGAGCGCCGUCAAAGGCUCCGCCAGAAGGGCCAACGCCAUCUGCGCAGGACAAUGACACUCCAGUGUUGGGGCCAGAUGGGUCACAGAUGGUUGAAUUGGGCUUGCUGAAGAAUAUCUUCAGCUACGUCGACACCGAGGCGCUGUCAGCAGCCACGCCUGCAAUCGCAGGAGAGACUGCCAGGAUGGCGUUUAUGACGAAACACUCCCAGAAAGACGCAGUGUUCAAAAUUCCCCAAAAAGAGCUUACAACUGCCUACGUCCACCAGCUAUGCCUCUUCCUCGAGCUGGAGAUGGUGAUCAUGGCAGGCUCGGAACCAGAGGCGGGUGACAAGGUGCGCGUGGCCAGCGGGCCGCAAACAGAGAGCCUGCUCUUCACCAGGGAGGCGAUGAACGACAAGCCAAUGUAUUUCGCGGGCCCUGUCAGGACCACUCGCGGCACUGACUCCUCGUUCCACAUCUGCACGAUAAGCGGCGUGGACGAGAACAACAGGGAGACGGGUAUGCAGAUUCCGUUGUACAUGGUGAAGAGCCCUG
Messenger RNA from Prorocentrum cordatum, 3190 nucleotides. The record is from the annotation of a GenBank genome assembly. Lineage: Eukaryota; Dinophyceae; Prorocentrales; Prorocentraceae.